AUGCGAACUCGAUCGAGCUCUUCUACAGAGGAUUUGGUCGAGUUAGAUAACAACAUUGGUAAAAGACAGGGAAAUAAAAGCCAGAAGCAACUAGCUGAGCAAGAGGUCACUGGUACUGAUACAAUGGACGAUCCACAGAGUAAUGGAAACCCUCUGGGCAAUGGGAAUGGUCGAGCUAGGCAGAGCCGACCAUUGGUCUUGAAGAUGCUCCAAACCGUCACCAACAAAGGCAAGGAAUUGUCCCUCCUCCUGUCCAGAACCACAACUUUGAGAUCAAGCUAG
Messenger RNA from Microthlaspi erraticum, 282 nucleotides. The record is from the annotation of a GenBank genome assembly. NCBI's taxonomy places the organism in Eukaryota, Viridiplantae, Streptophyta, Magnoliopsida, Brassicales, Brassicaceae.